Messenger RNA from Rotaria sp. Silwood2, 468 nucleotides. The record is from the annotation of a GenBank genome assembly. NCBI's taxonomy places the organism in Eukaryota, Metazoa, Rotifera, Eurotatoria, Philodinida, Philodinidae.
AUGAAAACUUCAAUUGAAAAUGAAAUACGUGAACUUCAACGACGUUCAUUUCAAUCAAAACAAGAAGCUAAACAAUCGAUUGAGCUACGUGAUACAAUUGAUAAAUUAUUUGUUGAUUUAGUUUGUGCAAGAAAAAAACAUCAAUUAUUACAUAAUGCUUUAUUAAAUGUUAAAUUUAAAUCAAUUGAUGCUGAAAAAUUAUUUGCUAUGCAUCAAAAUGAAGAAGAACAUGAAAAUGAAAAUGAAGAGUUAUUAACAUUAGAUGAAAAGAAAAAGAAAUUUGAUGAAUUUAAACAAAUACUUGAUAAACAACAAAAUGAUUUGACAACAAAACGCAAUAACUUUAAUCAAAUGCGAAGUAUGAAUACACAUAAAAUCAAUGUUAUACGUCGACACAUUGAUUCAACACGUAUAUGUCAAACACAAUUGAAUACAAUGAAUAUUAGCAGUCAGAUUAUUCCUAAAUAG